Messenger RNA from Penicillium odoratum, 2484 nucleotides. Its product is annotated as transcription factor domain-containing protein. Gene Ontology annotation, biological process: DNA-templated transcription; regulation of DNA-templated transcription. NCBI's taxonomy places the organism in Eukaryota, Fungi, Ascomycota, Eurotiomycetes, Eurotiales, Aspergillaceae. The transcript is spliced from 2 exons. The coding region runs from base 1 to 2484 and encodes 827 amino acids. The record is from RefSeq and is a predicted model, not a curated record. Gene Ontology annotation, molecular function: DNA-binding transcription factor activity, RNA polymerase II-specific; DNA binding; zinc ion binding.
AUGUCUUCGGGGGGGAUUCGAAAGAAUACACGAAACCCUGUCACAGGAUCUACAGCGUCUCUGGGUGAGACAUGCAAAACAUGCACCCCAUGUCGCCGGAAGAAGGUCAAAUGUGACGGAACGCGACCACAGUGUCUCGAAUGCACCACUAACGGCCGCAACUGCGUCUAUCCUCGUGAUGCAAGACGCGUACCCAGACCAUCACAGACCCUGGUGCAGAGCCUGGAAGCCACAGUUGCAACGAUGCGAGAGCAUUUGAAAGCCUCAGGCAUCUCCCCGGUCCAUGUACAGCUUCAAGACUGCAUACCACCUGUGCAGGGAAAUGCAGGAACUGACGUCCGCAGAGUGAUUGAUCAAGAUCAGGACUAUGGUCAUUCCUCUCAAAGUGAAAGUCUCAACUAUCUUGCCUCGACUGCUGCUGUUGCCAGACCGCUACCAACCCCGCCCUCAUCAAUAUCAAUGAGACAGGACUUUCCCAGCGCCAUAGACCAUAUUCCAUAUCAACCCAACAGAAAUCAAAUGAUGGAAGGACGGACGGGUCUCGGAACUCCACAUUUGCAGCGGCCUGUAUCGACAAGUCAUUCUGUGGAUACUGGAUAUUCUAGAGUGGACUCGGCAAUUGGCCCACGGCAGAUGGAGCAGGAAGCAGAGGAUACUGCGCAGGAUUACACAGGCGUCGGAGGAACAACGGGUAUGUCUCCAUGCGAAGCCCGUGUUGCUGGGGCAUUUCAUGAGCAUGGUUGUGUCUCGACGGUGCACGGAUUGUCCAGCAUAAUGAACCCCACAUCUAGGGCUCAGCAUAAAGAGAAUAUCUCCAACAUGGUAAGCAAGGGGGAAAGCGCUAUCGCUGCCUCCAAAGCAAGACUGAUUAGCAAUGCUGCAUUACAAAGACAGCGGGAAGCUCGCAUAUUCCGCCAGCCAUCCAACACGAUGGAUCUUGAUGGGUGCGAACCUGAGCUGGCGAAACAUCUGCUGGAUCUUCACUUCAAUCGUCAGCACUACGCCUAUCUUAUUUCUUACCGUCCGGCCAUCAUGGGCAGCCUUGCCAACGGUGGGGGCCCCUGGGUCAACAAGCUGCUUCUAAACGCCAUCUACUACUCAAGCACACUCUACAGUGACAGGCCGUACCUGCGUUCCAAACCAGAUGAUCUGAGCAGCGUCGGCGCUCAAUUCUAUACCCGGUUUAGACAGCUUUUGGGGGACGCCAUCGACAAGCCCAGUAUUCCUUCCGCUAUGGCUUUGUUACUGACUAGCGCAACUUUGGUAUCGCAGGGUCAUUCGAGUGCGGGCUGGAAUCUAUCUGGUACUGCAUAUCGCAUGAUUAUUGACAUGGGAUGUCACUUGAUGCUUGGGCCCGAUCAUGAAAGUACGGCUACUUCCAGCGACCUCCUGACUCGAGAUCUAGAACGGGAAAUGCGGACACGACUGUACUGGGGCGCUUUUGCUACCGACGCCACACAAUCUCUGUAUCUCGGCCGCCCGUGCAUGUUUGCCUCUACUGAGGCCAGAGUCCCGAUGCGAUUUCUAGACACAUUUGAAGAACUUGAGGAAUGGGAACCAUAUAUUGAUCCGGGAUCUUUGGCCCCUCCUCCGCCAGCAUACGCGUCACAGCCAGCUUAUGCUGUCUCGACAUUCACCUGUCUCGUUCGAUUAUUUCAAAUAUCAGCCAAAAUUACUGACUUGUACGGGAUUCAAACUAUAAAGUGCAGCUCGGAAGAUAUAAGGAACAAGAAAGCUAGCAUCAUCAGAGAACUGGAUAAGUGGUCGGAUUCGCUACCAGAUCACUUGAAGUUCGAUCCAGAUGGAUCAUUUAUCCCGCCUCCGCACCAUAUAACCCCCCUUACUACCUAUCAUGCCUUGACAAUUCUUUUAAACCGCGCUUUCUUAGAAGAAGGCCAUCUCCGCCGCCACAGGGCGGAAGGAGAUCACAGAAAAUGUGAAGAGGCGUGUAUUAACAGCGCUCUUGCAAUCCAAAAGUUUGUUCGUGCAUAUAGGAAGGCUUUCACACUUCGUCGAGCGCCCUUCCUUCUCUCAUAUGCCGUUUACUCUGCCGUAAUUGUGAUCAUCCGCCAGGAGCGACACGAUCGCGGACAGUUUAUGGAGCCUAUAUCAUUUUUCUGGACUUGUCUAAGCGAACUACAGCAUGGAUGCAACGUCGGCUUGAAAAAGCCUCUCAGUAUUCUUAGAGACAUGGUCCAUGAAUUUCGUGUCAGUGUCAAAGAAGGCGGGCUUAUCAUGGAUGAGAUGCCUCAGCUCACGAGCCUCGACGAGUCAUUCUUCCAGCUCCCCAUGAAUCCGCCAAGCAACGAACCGUCUUUAGAUACACCGGGGGACUUUGUCUCUGACUAUCUUGGCAUGGAAGCUGUCGAUGUUGGCCUUGAAAAUUUCUCACCAGAUUUCUUGGACUCGAUGAAUGAGCUGCAGAAGGACGUAACUCAUGAUACAUUAUACGGGCUAUUUGCACACCCAACCAUGUUCCGGUGA